This is a messenger RNA of Rhinichthys klamathensis goyatoka, 2705 nucleotides long. Its product is annotated as TBC1 domain family member 24-like. Lineage: Eukaryota; Metazoa; Chordata; Actinopteri; Cypriniformes; Leuciscidae. The record is from RefSeq and is a predicted model, not a curated record. Bases 108 to 2237 code for a protein of 709 amino acids. The transcript is spliced from 7 exons.
UCACAUCAUCGGAACAAAACCCAGGUGUCUCAGGGCAUUACAAAGAGAACAACAAACCUACUGUGAACUUACCUUUCAAAGUCUUUGUUAUGUGAACUGGUGAGGCCAUGAUAAAGGUUACUUCAAAUGUUGCAUGUGCCCAUUUUGGCUCUACAAAUGUGAAUGUCCAGAAUGUGGAGAGUGGCAGUAAUGCACAGUUUGCAGACCGGACAAAUUCUGGCAGACUACGCUCUCGAUCUCUUUGCAGCUCUGACGAAGCAAAACACUCAACGGGAGAGGCUGACAAGGACAGAAGCCACAUUAGACCUCGUUCAAGAUCUUUUUAUGCUUGUGACACAGAUGAUGAGGGACCAGGUCAUUUUAGCAGAAGUAAUGCUAUCAGACCAAGAGCAAGAUCACUACACCGUGAGGAUGGGAAAAGAAACACUGGUGGGACAUGUAUCUCUGCAAAGCCUCCAAUCAAAAGACCAAAAGGACACUCAAGCAGAUGGGCCAAAAAGGAUCUUACAGGAAAUAAAGGAAGUUUAAAGGGUGUACCCAUGAUGACCAUUUCUGAGGUAGAUAACUGGGAGAUAAGCUCUUCUGCCAGGAUGAAAUAUGGUCAGUAUGUAGACUGGGAAAAGAUUGAUCCAGAAGCGGCCAUCCGUUAUCGGAAGAUCCUCUUGAGUGACCAUUAUGAGCUCAAAGCAAUGGGCCGUACAGGAUUCUGGUCCAUGCCUCAUACUCUCAGAGCCAAGGCUUACCAACACAUCAUCCACAACAUCGAGAGCACAUCCACCAACACUGAUGUGGACACUUAUCAUGCCCUAGUCGGGAAGCUCUUUGGGGAAUUUCAAACAAGCACACACCCUUUCCCAAAGUUUAUGGAGGAUGGGGAAAUCCCCAGAUACUGCCUAAAUAAAGCAGGUCUUAAUUCAGUGAAAAAAAUUCUCAUCUGUAUAAAUCACCAUUUUCCUGAUGUCACCUUCUGUCCCAUCCUGUCCGCUCUGGUGUCCCUUCUCUUGCACUUCAGUGAGGAUGAAGCCCAGUGUUUUCACAGUAUGUGUUCCCUGGUGACCUACACAGACUCUAAAAAGCGUUACAUUGACCAGACUUUCCUCACUUCACGUGCUUCGUGCAUGACCUUUGGUGACCUUGCCAAUAAAUACUGCAGAGGCAUCCGGAAGCUAAUAGCCAGCUCUCACCAGAACCUGUUCGAGUUCUACUCUGACUGGAUCAUGUGGAUCUUUGCCGAUCUACCUUUUGCAUACGCUAUCAGAGUUCUGGAUGUCUAUCUAAUGGAGGGCUACAAAGUUUUAUACCGUGUAGCUCUUGCUCUACUCAGCCUUUACAAAGUCUCUGUGUCCUCACGAGUGGCCCACGUCGAUGACUUCAGACAAGACAUGAAGAGUUUUGUGGAGAACGUGGCACGGCACAGUACGAUUGACGCACUGCUUCAGAGGGCUUUUAAAAUACAGCUGCCCACACGCAACCAACUAACUUAUCUUUUCAAUGCCAACAAGCACGCACUAAUUCAUAAGGACAUCCACAAUAAGAGUUCAUAUCAAGCUAUGGAUUUCCAGAACUUCAGCUCCUCUGUAGUGACUGAAACCGAGAUGAGGGUGGUCUGGGCUUGGAUUCCAGAGCGAUUCGCUCUAUUCAAUCCUGUGCAGCUAUUCAGUACAAAUGCUCAUGGCAGAAGUCUCUCCUUGUUUUAUUCCAAAGUUGAGGGGCAUGAUCCAACCGUUUUACUCUUGAAAACUGCAGAUGAAGAGAUUUGUGGAGCUUUCUUGUCUUCUGAUUGGGCGCACAAGAGUUGUGAUGAAAAGGGUUUUAAGUUCUUUGGCACAGGAGAGUGCUUUGUUUUCACUCUACGACCAGGAAUGGAACGGUACCAGCGUACAGUGCUGCAGAUCUCUGGAAUGUCUGAGAAAAGUGAUCAAACUCUCUCCGCUAGCUCUCGAAUAAACACUCAUGUGGACAGACCCACUGCAGCCUCUCAGGACCAAAGAUACAAGUCUUCUUCCUUCUGCACAUUGUCAACAUUCAAAUUCAUGGCAGGAGAUGAUGAGACACUUUUUAUUGGUGGCGAUGGCGGCCAUGCACUCAACCUGCAGGCUGAUCUGACAGCUGGCUAUUCUGAAAGCUGCGAUACAUUUGAGAGUCCACCACUCUGCAGGAGAAGCUUCAAGAUCCAGUCUCUAGAGGUGUGGGGUAUCCAGCAUUCAUUGUCUGUUCCACCGCUGCUUUCACACUGAAGACUGUAGGAGCGCUGUGGAGGAAUGUGUCCACAUGUAUCAAAGGUCACACUGGCAAAAUGGCAUCAUGCUUUGAGACAAAACUAUGGACAUUAAAGAUUUAGUGUAGUCCAGUCAGUGAAGGAAAACUGUACAUGCACAUUGUUGCGCUACUGCAGUAUGAACAGAAAUAAAUUGUAAAUAUCAUUUAAGAUUCAAAUUUACACAAUGUUAUUUAUUUACAUUUUCAAAGACUUUUUUUUAUUGUAUGGCUUAUAUUAUUUUUCAUAUUUGUAGUCCUGUCAUUCUCUGCAUUUCUGGAAUAACUAGUUUUCAAAGACAGUAUUCAAGUCAAACAUCAGCAGUUUGUUGCAUUUUAAUAAACAUUAAAAUCUACAUUGUUGUAAAUAAAAAGAGAACUUUUACACCAAAUAGAUGCAACUGAAAUUGAAUCAUGGCUGUAGUAAAUAAAGUGGAUAUAAAAAGCAA